CUCCCGCUACUGCGCGAGGCUGCUGUCCCGCUGUCCAACCGCCGAGUGUCUGUGCAGACAUGUCACGUCCUUUACGAACAAUUCCAAAGGAAUUACCCACAAGUCAUUGCAAUAUAACGUUAAAAACGGGACAACCGGCGAAAGCAUCCGAGUUGGAACGGGACGUGUCCCCUCAAGGUCCAUCAGCAGCAUCCACGAGCGCGCGCUCAGCCGCAGCGGGUUCCCGGCGACGCGACGCCGUCGUCUCUCACGUCGGGGGAGAACCGACGUCUUCUUCGCAUUAAAGAGAUGGACGAAGAGCCGCGUAGUCUGCUGACACUCGUGAGGAAACUCAGAGAGGUGUUCGACGCGUGUGACUCGGACUCGGACGGGUUCGUCCGCGUUGCGCACUUUGCGCAGUUGGGCGCUCAGUUUGGACGAGUGGAACAGGCCGAGAGGUUGGCCGGAUGCCUGCAGCCCGACUCUGACGGGAGGAUCGACUUCAAAGACUUCUGCCGCGGUGUUUUCACCAUGAAAGGUUAUGUUGGAGGCUCAAAAAAGAAAAGUGCUGCGCAGUGCAUCCUCGGCCCUUACGAGAAGGCUAAGAGCUGCUAUUGGGUACGAUUUUAAAGUGUGUGCGUGUGUACUUUGGUCCACUUGAACGGAAAUUUAUGAUGAUUUAUAAUUAUCCAAACCAUCCAAAACGAAUACAUUAAUCUGCGUCAAUGCUGCAUUAACAUCUUAGUGAAUAUCAGCACUGCAGCACAGUAGCAGCAGGAGUACAUUUAGUAAUUAUGGAUCUUAUAGAAAUAACAUCGCUGUCAGUUUCAUUGUGACUGGCGGUUGUAGAGGAAUCCCAGUAUACUGUCUGGGGGUUAGCAUUUACAUAUGGAUAUAUGUAAAACAAAUAUUGUUAUUGCUAAAAUAUUGAUAAAA
Messenger RNA from Gasterosteus aculeatus aculeatus (three-spined stickleback), 915 nucleotides. Its product is annotated as rab11 family-interacting protein 4-like. Gene Ontology annotation, biological process: regulation of cytokinesis; endocytic recycling. Lineage: Eukaryota; Metazoa; Chordata; Actinopteri; Perciformes; Gasterosteidae. Gene Ontology annotation, molecular function: calcium ion binding. Gene Ontology annotation, cellular component: midbody; endocytic vesicle; cleavage furrow. The record is from RefSeq and is a predicted model, not a curated record.